AUGGCAUUCCUGAGUACAGAUGAGGCCGUCUUUGCUGUCAUACAGCAGAGCGCUGUCGACGUGGAAUCAGAACAACAGCGUACAAGUAAAGAGCUGUGGACUAAACCAAACUUCAAGACUAUCUGCACUUUGCUCAUCGUCGCUGUGACUCUGGCUGAAGAAGAGAAGAAGGAGGACAGCAAGACGAUAAAGAGAGGACUGCAUGAUUUGGGGUAUGGAGGUGGAAGUUUCGGAUAUGGAGGAGGUCUCUCUUUGGGCGGUCACGGGCAUCUCAGUCUUGGAAGCCAGCACUUCGGCGGCGGUAGUUUUGCCGGAGGGGAGUCCCAUCAUGAGAGUCACGUGAAGGCCAUUACCAUCACCAAAGAAGUGAAAGUGCCCGUCCCGCAUCCAUAUCCAGUGCACGUGGAGAAGAAGGUUCCUGUCCCUGUUAAGGUCCCUGUGCCUGUUCAUGUGGUGAAACCCUACCCAGUACCCGUACCCAAACCCUACCCCGUUUAUAUAGAGAAGAAAGUUCCUUAUCCUGUGGAGAAGAAAGUUCCAUACCCUGUGAAGGUCCCUGUGAAAGUUCCUGUUCCCGUCCCUCACCCCGUUCAUGUCCCUAAACCAUACCCCGUGAAGGUUCCUGUCCCUCAACCCUACCCCGUGAAGGUACCUAUAGUGGUGGAGAAGAAGGUUCCCGUCUUCGUGAAGGGACAUCACCAUGAGUCGAGUUUCGGAGGCGGCCUCGAGGGACACAGCUUCGGAGGUAUAAAAGGAGAACGUGAGAGGAGGGACUUCACAGCAUCACAGUUGCUUCUUCAGCCACAGACACGUGACAGCAACAUGAAGCUCUUCGUAUUCACUUUACUCGUAAGCACUUUGGCUCUGGCUGAGGAGGAGAAGAAGGAGGACAGCAAGACGAUAAAGAGAGGACUGCAUGAUUUGGGGUAUGGAGGUGGAAGUUUCGGACAUGGAGGAGGACUCUCUUUGGGCGGUCACGAGGAUUUCGGUUUUGGAGGUCAUUCUUUCGGCGGCGGUAGUUUUGGCGGAGGGGACUCCCAUCAUGAGAGUCACGUGAAGGCCAUUACCAUCACCAAAGAAGUGAAAGUGCCCGUCCCGCAUCCAUAUCCAGUGCACGUGGAGAAGAAGGUUCCUGUCCCUGUUAAGGUCCCUGUGCCUGUCCAUGUGGAGAAGCCCUACCCAGUACCCGUACCAAAACCCUACCCCGUUUAUAUAGAGAAGAAGGUUCCUUAUCCUGUGGAGAAGAAAGUGCCGUACCCUGUGAAGGUCCCUGUGAAAGUGCCUUUUCCAGUCCCUCACCCCGUUCAUGUCCCUAAACCAUACCCCGUGAAGGUUCCUGUCCCUCAACCCUACCCCGUGAAGGUACCUGUAGUGGUGGAGAAGAAGGUUCCCGUCUUCGUGAAGGGACAUCACCAUGAGUCGAGUUUCGGAGGUGGCCUCGAGGGACACAGCUUCGGAGGACACGACUUCGGAGGACAUGAUUUCGGAGACAUCGGUGGAUUUGGAGGAUAUCACUAACCUCGACGCAGUGACGUUAUCAUCAGAUACAGGGCGAGAAAUUUUAUUUCAUGAAUUAAAUUUGUAAUACAGCCAUUUUGUAAGUUCAGUAACUAGACUACGUAAUGGCUGUAAAGGAAAUAUGCAUACGUUCUAGAUAAUUUGUGUAUGUUAAAAAGUGCAUACACAAUAUCUCCACAGAUGGGAACAGAAAUGUGUCGCUUCUAUAAGACAGGAGCCUGAACUGAAAUGAAUUGCUUUGGAAAACUAGUCAUCUCUUCAGUUCCGUCUUGUUGUCUGAAUUUUUCAUCAGUCAUCAGCCACUAGCAUAAACGCACCAAAUACUUAUUAUUUAUAAAUGCAUUUGUCUUCACUUAGCUUCACGCAUUAUUUUUGU
Molecule: messenger RNA, 1894 nt
Organism: Cryptotermes secundus
Lineage: Eukaryota; Metazoa; Arthropoda; Insecta; Blattodea; Kalotermitidae
Exons: 5
Coding region: 1-1518 (505 amino acids)
Source: RefSeq, a predicted model, not a curated record